AUGGAUGGUAAAGGUUCUGUUCGUCAAAGAUGCUCCAAGUUCAUCGGGGAUGAAAAAUCUCCAGAAAAGCAAAUUAGUCAAAAACUGCAUCAAGAUGAUAAUGGCGAUCCGAAGAAACAUGUUUCUACUCUUUUGAGAGAGAAAGCCUCUCCCCCAUCUCGGAGCAGAGAGUCAGUAGAUGGGAAAGAAAAUCAUGACCAAGAAGUGGACGAUAUUGAUGAUAAUGAUGACAGUAUAGGACGAUCAGCCUCCUAUUAUUUCUGUCUCCUGGUAUUUACAUCAGCAUCCCUGGCUUCACGUCUGUACAAUAUUGAAAAUCCAUCACAUAUCUGUUGGGAUGAAACACAUUUUGGAAAAAUGGGAAGUUGGUACAUUAACAGGACAUUUUUCUUUGACGUUCAUCCACCUUUAGGCAAGAUGAUGAUAGGAUUAGCUGGUAUUUUAACAGGGUAUGAUGGAAGUUUCCCUUUCAGUAAACCAGGAGAUCCAUAUGAUGAUACACAAUAUGUUGGCAUGAGAGUGGCCUGUGCUUUGAUGGGAGCUGCAGUUGUGCCUUUAUCAUUUCAAAUAGUUUGGUUACUGACACAUUCCCUAGUAGCGUGUAUUUUAGCUUCAUCACUCAUUUUAUUUGAUACUGGUACUUUAACCCUCUCUAGACAUAUUCUACUAGACCCCAUCAUGUUGUUUUUCAUCAUGGCAGCUACAUAUUCCAUGCUCAAAUUCUUAUCUUUUAAUAAAAAAUCUUAUACAUUUAAAUGGUGGUUGUGGAUGUUUAUUACAGGUUUUUUCUUAGCUUGUUCAAUUGGAGUAAAGUUUGUGGGAUUAUUUGUGAUAUUAUUAUGUGGUAUAUCAACUAUUAUAGAUUUGUGGAGUUUAUUUGGAGACCUCUCUCUUACAUUUACGGACAUUGUGAAACAAUUUAUAGCUAGAGUAAUUGGGUUGAUUUUAGUGCCUGCUGUUUUUUAUAUUAUAUUUUUUGGAAUACAUCUAAAAGUUUUAAAUCAUAGUGGUAAUGGAGAUGGAUUUUUUAGCUCAGCUUUUCAAGCUCAACUUAUUGGAAAUAAAUUAUAUAAUGUCAGUAUGCCUGCUAACAUUGCUUAUGGAAGUGUCUUAACUUUAAAACAAAGAAGAACUGGUGGAGCAUAUCUACACUCACAUUGGCAUCUUUAUCCAGAUGAAUUACCUCCCAGACAACAGCAGGUAACAACAUACAGUCAUAAAGAUGAGAAUAAUUAUUGGAUCAUAAAACCAGCUGAUAGAAACGUUGAUAUGAAUUCUCCACCACAAUUUGUACGGAGUGGUGACUCUAUUAGACUAGAACAUGUAGUAACGCAUAGAAAUCUUCACAGUCACAGAGAGCCUGCUCCUAUUAGUAGACGACAGUAUCAAGUUUCUGGUUAUGGACAGAAUGGUACAGGUGAUGCUAAUGAUAUUUGGGUGAUUGAAAUACAAGGUGCUAGUAAAGGAACUCCAGUACAAACUGUCAGAUCUAAAUUAAAAAUUAUUCAUCUACAUGUACGCUGUGCUUUACAUUCAAAUGACAAAAAGUUACCAAAAUGGGGUUGGGAACAGUUAGAAGCUACAUGUCAUCCUAAUAUUAAAGAACCUAAAGCUUUAUGGAGUGUAGAGGAAGUCAAAGAUGAUAGAUUACCCAAUGUGAAUUUUGAUGUCUAUUCACCAAGUUUUAUUGAUAAAGUUAUAGAAAGUCAUGCCGUAAUGACUCAGGGAAACAGUGGGUUAAAACCUAAAGAAGGAGAAAUAACAUCAAGACCAUGGCAGUGGCCCAUCAAUUAUAGGGGUCAGAUAUUUUCAGGUAAAGAUUAUAGAAUAUAUCUACUAGGUAAUCCUGUCAUAUUCUGGUUAUGUUUGGUUGUCAUGGUGAUAUUUUUGAUGAUGUUUACUGUAUAUUCUAUACGCUGCCAGAGAGGAAUCAAAAUACCUAAAGUUUUAAAAGCCUACCAUAAUAAAAUGUUCAAUGCUUGUUGGUGGUUGUUAUUGGGAUGGAGUUUACAUUAUUUACCAUUCUGGACAAUGACCAGAGUUUUAUAUUUCCACCAUUACUUUCCUGCCUUUUUAUACAGUGCUAUGUUAACAGGUAUAAUGUUGGACUACAUGAUAGCAAGGGUGUGUUUUUUACUACCAGAAAAAUAUAUAGCCAAAUUUUACCUUGGUUCAAUAUUAACUGUUUUAUCUUCUAUAGUGUAUAGCUUCUAUCUAUUCCAUCCAGUGACAUAUGGAAUGGCUGGGCCCAUGGCUAGUGAUGAAAAUGGAAUGAUGUAUGGUUUAAAAUGGGUUGAAGCUUGGGAUAUCUAG
This is a messenger RNA of Lottia gigantea (owl limpet), 2313 nucleotides long. RefSeq lists its product as hypothetical. Gene Ontology annotation, biological process: protein O-linked glycosylation via mannose. The coding region runs from base 1 to 2313 and encodes 770 amino acids. The transcript is spliced from 20 exons. The record is from RefSeq and is a predicted model, not a curated record. Gene Ontology annotation, molecular function: dolichyl-phosphate-mannose-protein mannosyltransferase activity. Lineage: Eukaryota; Metazoa; Mollusca; Gastropoda; Lottiidae. Gene Ontology annotation, cellular component: membrane; endoplasmic reticulum.